AUGCCCGACUUCACUGACAACCUGAGCCCGAGCAAGCCCGACGGCCCGGAGCUCCUGGCACAAGAGCGCGCACAGUCAAACAUCCCAGUUAACGAACUCGCAAACCACCUACUAGGCAAGGAUGGAUUUCUCGCCCGACAGUCAAAGGUUUUAUCGAUAGUGCAAAACGAGCCUUUGCUAAACAAGUCUCACCAGCAGAACCUCUCUCGACCAGAUCGGUUCAAGCUUGCCCUUGCGCGGGGGAAACUUCUCCGCCGUCUCGCUGAUAAACAUCAGUGGACACAGGAAGAACAUGAAACGGCCGAGUAUUUGGUCGAUGAUGUCUCGCCGUAUAUGCUGCACAUGGGGAUGUUCAUCACCACGAUCCGCGAGCAGGCAAAUGACGAACAGCGCGCGUACUGGCUGCCAAAGAUAGAAGGCUGGAGGAUCACCGGUGCCUAUGCGCAGACAGAGCUUGGGCAUGGUAGUAAUGUCCGUGGGCUGGAAUUGCAAGCUCGAUAUGAUCCACGGACGAAGGAGUUUGUCCUGCAUAGUCCCACUCUGACGGCAAGUAAAUGGUGGAAUGGCACGUUGGGCCGGACUGCGAAUCAUGCUAUUGUUGUUGCACAGCUUCUUCUCCCGGAUCCAAGCGGUGCUGAGGGCUCAGAUGGAACGAAGUAUGUGUCUUAUGGUCCUCAUCCGUUUAUCGUCCAAGUGAGAGACUUGAAGACGCAUCUGCCGUUCGACGGGAUUGUGAUUGGGGAUAUUGGACCGAAGUAUGGAUAUGCAACGAUGGAUAACGCAUAUAUGCUUUUUGACAACUACCGAAUCCCCCAUUCUGCAAUGCUAUCUCGCUACUCUAAGGUCGAUCCAGAAACCGGGAGAUACACAAAACCAGAAGAAGCCGCCGUCGUAUAUGGAACGCUCACAUACAUGCGCUCUAAAAUAAUCCAGCACGCCAGACUCGUUCUCGCGCGCGCCGUGACAGUCGCAGUGCGAUAUACCAGCGUCCGACGACAAUUCCCAGACCGCGAUGGUGCGUCGAACAGCGUCGAACUCCCAGUACUUGACUAUCCAACCGUGCAGAUCCGCAUAUUGCCUCUCCUCGCAACAUCAUUUGCGCUUCACUAUACGGCGCUGGCCAUGCAGGAUAUCUACAGCAAGACCCGCAAACAGAUUGAGUCUGGUGAUUUUAGCAGCCUUGCAUAUAUGCAUAGCAUGUCCUCGGGCCUGAAGAGCCUGUGUACAACGCUGGCGGCAGAUGGGAUCGAGACUUGCCGGAGGGCACUGGGAGGGCAUGGCUAUGGUGGCGGAAGUGGGCUUAUCCAGUUGAAUAAUGACUAUUUGUCGAAGCCCACAGUGGAAGGAGAUAACUGGAUGAUUACGCAGCAGACAGCAGCGUAUAUGAUCAAGAAGAUUGCGGCUGCUGUUGGCUCUCGUGGCGCUGCUACUGAUGAAAUUGAUGUUCAAUUCGGGACAUAUCUGCCUCUUGUGCAAAGUAGUGGGAACGGGGAUUGUAAGUACGAUAUACUGGGAAAUGAUCAAGACUUGGUCAAAGCCUUUCAGCACCGGGCCACCGCACUCGCCUACAAUGUAUACCAAGAACGCGUGAUAAAGAAACGAGCAUGGACUUCCCUAAUGACCCAUUUCCACAAACUCAGCAAAGCACAAUCCCAAUCAAUCCUCGUAACGCAAUUUUACGAGGCCCUCGCCACAAACAAAGACCUGCCAAGGCCUGCACUGGCAGUUUUAUGGGAUCUAUACCGGCUCUUCGCCUUGUUCACUCUUGAGGCAGACCGAUAUGAGUUUUUCACUUGCAAUGCCGCGUCAAGAUCUCAGCUAGACGAGAUCCCCAACAACAUCAAUGAACUAAUGGCGCGUAUCCGACCUCACGCAGUUCGACUGGUCGAUUCAUGGAGUAUUCCAGAUUACCUCUUGGAUAGUGCUCUUGGACGAUCUGAUGGGCGGGUCUAUGAAGAUCUAUUCAACAGGGCGCAUAGACUGAAUCCGCUGAACAAGUUCACUGUGAAUCCGAAUUACUGGGAGGAUGAGAUUGUUAAGGGCGGGGAUGACUUGAAGAGUAUAACUUCUAAGCUCUAG
Messenger RNA from Aspergillus versicolor CBS 583.65, 2079 nucleotides. RefSeq lists its product as uncharacterized. Gene Ontology annotation, cellular component: peroxisome. Gene Ontology annotation, molecular function: acyl-CoA oxidase activity; FAD binding; fatty acid binding. Gene Ontology annotation, biological process: lipid homeostasis; fatty acid beta-oxidation using acyl-CoA oxidase. NCBI's taxonomy places the organism in Eukaryota, Fungi, Ascomycota, Eurotiomycetes, Eurotiales, Aspergillaceae. The transcript is spliced from 6 exons. The record is from RefSeq and is a predicted model, not a curated record. Bases 1 to 2079 code for a protein of 692 amino acids.